ACCUCAGCGGAGGCACAUAUCAGCUCCUUUUGUUUUGACGCGCUGUUGGUGGAGCAAGGGAUACCAAGCAUGAGAUCCCUAAGUCUAUUGCUACUCAGCGCCAGCUGCGCGCUAAUCCUUAGCUUGGCCUAUGCCCAUCCCCCCGAGGGAGUGUGGAAGAAGAAGCUCACCUGGAAGGAGGAUUGGGUGCAGGUGUGGAAGACCGUCAAGAAGGAGGCGUGGGAGACCAAGUGGAAGAAGGUCUCGGUACCCAUUUGGAAGGAAGUUAAGGUUCCCGUCUGGAAGGAAGAACAGGUGCCCGACUGGAAGAUCGUGAAGAAGCCGAAGAUCGAGGAGAGGGAGGUGCCCGCCUGGAAGGAGGUCAAGGUGGCCGACUGGAAGAAGAUAACGAAGCCCAUUUGGGUGCCCACCAAGGUGGCCGUGUGGAAGGAAAUCCAGGUGCCCAUUUGGAAGGAGGUGCAGGUUCCCUUCUGGAAGGAGAUUCAAGUGCCCGUAUGGAAGGAGGUACAGGUGGCAGACUGGAAGCAAAUGUUUGAGCCCCAAUGGGUGAAAAUGGGCAUUCCCGGCGAGAAGUUCUUGGGCAAGGAUCACGAGGGCUGGGAGUACACCAGCCACGAUCUCUGGCGCAAGAAGCUGAUCUGGAAGCCAGUGUGGAAGAAGGUCUGGCGCACCGAGAAGAAGCAGGAGUGGAAGACCGAGAAGAAGCAGGAGUGGCGCACCGAGAAGAAGCAGGAAUGGAAGACGGAGAAGGUCCAGGAGUGGAAGCAGGACAAGAAGCUGGAGUGGAAGGAUGAGUGGAUUCAGGUGUGGAAGACCGUGAAGAAGCAGAUCUGGAUCAAGGAGAAGCGCGAGACCUGGAUCGAGGAGAAGGUGCAGAUCUGGCGCACCGAGAAGCGCCAGGUGUGGGCCACCGAGAAGCGGCAGGCGUGGAAGGACGAGUGGCAGUCGGUCAAUGUGCCCGUCUGGAAGGAGGUAAAGGUCCAGGAGUGGAAGAAGGUCUGGAAGCCCGUCUGGGAAAAAGUCUGGGUGCCAGUGAGCCAUGGCCACAGCCACGGCUGGGACUAGGUCCAGGUCACGGACCCGGCUCCGGGUCCGCGCUUAGCCUUCGGCUACGCGACAGCACUGAUAUCUGAUAACUGAUCCCGCUGCCCCUCCGGGAAUCUGCCCCAGUUUCCGCAGAUCGCCUUUGUGUACAACUGAACCCGUUGAAAUUGUUGCAUAGAUUUAAAGAUGUAAGACAUUACGUCCCCCCAUCCAUCCUCCUACUACCUCCCCACCCUUCAUUUUGUACAAACUUUUCAUAUCUUUCGUUAUCCGCUGGAAUUAUCAUCUCUUUCUGUCCCUCUCUCUGUCACUCCAUCUCGCUUUCCCAAGUGUACAAAUUAGUCAUGCGCGCGUUUUUGUCUUUAAGUUAUACGAAAUUCAAUAAAAAAAAACAAAAAAUUGUACAGAGCUUUGGUAUUUUUAGACCUUUUGAGUAUGUGUAGGUGUGCGAAGUGUUGCAAGGGCAGCCCCCGAUAAAAUGGCUUUGUAAAUAUGUACUUAAACAUAAUUAUAAUCCGCAUACGGACCACACACACACACACACACACGAAAAUUGAUGUACAGAAACCACUUCAUGUAAAGCUGACAUA
Molecule: messenger RNA, 1634 nt
Organism: Drosophila kikkawai
Lineage: Eukaryota; Metazoa; Arthropoda; Insecta; Diptera; Drosophilidae
Product: golgin subfamily A member 6-like protein 25
Source: RefSeq, a predicted model, not a curated record